AUGCGGUCCGAGCUGGGCGUGGAGGACCUCGGAAAGGUCUUCGCGGAGAUCUCGGAGGAGCCCGUGGCUGCGGCAUCCCUGGCGCAGGUGUACAAGGGCAAGCUGCUCGACGGGACGGAGGUGGCCAUUAAGGUCCAGAGGCCGAAUGCGCUCCCGACCAUCAGCAAAGACCUGUAUGUCAUGCGCAAGGCUGCUGGCGUGGUCACCGAGCUUUCCAACACUUUGACCGCGACGACGACGGACUUCAAAGCACUGGUGGAGACAUUCGGCGAGGGGCUCUACACGGAGCUCGACUUCCGCAACGAGGCAUUCAAUCAAAUCAAGAUGGCCGAAUACAUCGCGAACACGCCCAAUUGCAAGGGCGUCAUCGUGCCCAACGUCUUCCUGGAGCAUACAACUAGGCGUGUCCUCGUGUCCCAGUGGAUCGACGGGACGAAGCUGUCGGAGCUGCCCGCAGACCGCAUCAAAGCCGGCAUCAAGGAUGCCCAGGAGGUUUUCCUGAAUCAGUUGCUCGCCUGGGGUUUCUUUCACGGGGACCCUCACCCAGGCAAUCUCCUGUACGUCAACAGCGGCCCCGACGAGGGGAAGCUGGUGCUCCUGGACUUCGGCCUCGUCGCACAGAUUCCGGAGAAAGAGCGGGACAACAUCGUGAGUGCCGUGAUCCAUCUGGGCACCCAAAACUGGGACGGCCUGGUUGACGACCUGAUCGCCCUGGAGUUCCUCGCGCCGGACUGCGACCGCGCCACCGUCACCCCCCCGAUCGUGCGGGUGCUGCGCCAGUACCUCAAGGGCGGCGGGGCCCAGGCCAUGAACUUCUCCGCCCUGGGCCAGGACAUCCUCACGCUGACCACCUCCAUCCCCUUCUCCAUCCCGCCGUACGUGUCGCUGCUGGCCAGGUCGGUGGUGACCCUGGAGGGGAUCGCGCUGAAGGGCGACCCGAGCUAUCAGCUCGUCGGGGAGGCCUAUCCCUACAUGGUCCGCAAGCUGCUGGAGCGCAGCGGCGCCGGCAACGCCCAGCUGACGACGGCCCUGCGCGGGCUGCUGCUCGGCGCCGACGGCCGCGUGCAGCCCGUGCGCCUCUCCGCGCUGCUGCAGGCCGCCGUGGGGGUGGCGGCCGCCGAGAGCGACCGGUCGGGCUUCAUCGACUUCGACGCGGUGCCAGAGGACGGCGCAGAUGCCGACACGCUGGUCGCCUUCCUGCUGUCCCCCGAGGGGCGGAGCGUGAAGCCCCUCAUCGUCAAGGAGCUCGCGGCGACCAUCGACCUCGUGAUCCGGUCGGCCACGCGGGCGGGCUUCCUCCGGUUCAAGGAGGCCCUGAAGCCGCCGCUGCCCUUCGCGCCCACGCCCCCGCUGCCGCCCAUCCCGCUGCUGACGCCCCGCGGCCCGAAGCUGAUGUCCCCGGACGACCUGCUCGACAUCAUCCAGCCGAAGCUCGGGCGCGACGAGGAGAUCUACCUGCAGACGAACGCCCAGGUCUUCCUCGGGCUCCUUGGCGUCCAGGUGGACCCCAACAAGGGCCUGGACCUGUCGGUGUCCCCGCAGCGGGUCCUCGAGGUGAUCGGGGCGCUGGCCGGGCAGCGGGACGCCGAGGUGCAGAAGGCGGUGGAGCAGCUCCUGUCCAAGGGCAGCGGCCGCGCGCUCCUCACGGAGUGGUGGGGCGACGUGUCGAAGAGCCUGCGGGAUGCCUCGAGCCAGCGGAUCGCGAGGGUCUGAGGCGGUCGCCUGAGGCACAGCGGCCUCUUUUUUGGGGGCCGGUCGAGCACAACCCCUGCGGAGAGGUCCACGUGGAGGCCCAGGGUCGGCGCCGGGUCGGCCCUGGCGGCCUCCUCGGGCGUGUCCCUCUACGGGGGGAAUUUUUUUUUUCCCGCAUUUCUCCCAAAAUCCGCCUGUGGGAGGACAUGCCCGACCGAACCCUGGCGGCCUCGGGCGACGCCCCCAGUGCGCCUCGUGCUCCGGGGCCCAGCGCCAGCCCGCGCGGGCCCCCGCAGACCUCUGGCCGUGCCGUGGCCUGUUCUGCCGGUCGUGGCGGCGCUGGCGAGCCUGCGCCUCAUCGGGCGGGCGCGCCGCGCCUCGCUCAGUCCGUCACAGUUUUCAGCGGCCAGCGGCGUGCUCACACGCAGGCGGGCCCCCAGUCUUCGCGCGACGAGUGCGGCGGCAUUUCUUCCGAACGCGCACGUCAGCGGUCGCAGUACCACCACUAGUUCCUUC
Prorocentrum cordatum is the source of this 2208-nucleotide messenger RNA. Lineage: Eukaryota; Dinophyceae; Prorocentrales; Prorocentraceae. The record is from the annotation of a GenBank genome assembly.